AUGGCAGUAGUGUUGAAAUACAAACAAGUCAUGUUGACCAACCUCGACUUUGGAAAGAAAGUUUUUGAGCUUUUGAACUUCAGAGGUCAUAAGGGAUACUUACUGAAUGUGCAGCUCAUAAACAAGUCAACCAAACUGAUAGUGGACAUGAAGAACACGUAUGUUGUGUACGACUUGGUCAAGAAAAGGGUAGUGAAAGUCUACUCUGCUCGACCGGAAGAACGCUACAGUACUUUUACACUGUACUACGGUAAUGGUGUACUUGUAGACGUGUACAAUCAACGAGAAUACCCAGUUUUUCCAAUAAAAGUGCCAAAAAUGCCAAAAAUUUACAAUGUAGAUGCGUUUGGCUAUCGGAAAUACGUUGGUUUUGUCAAUGUGCACGGACACUUUAUACUUAUACACACUGAUACUGGAAGAAUGCAGUUUAUGUUUUCAGUUGACGUUGUGUAUUUCGAUCAAUGUGGUGUAAUGGCUGAAAAAUUUGAAUUUGAACGCAGGGAAAUUUGCAUUAUGGAUGACUUGGGUUUUGUCAGAAACACAAGUAAGUUACGAUAUUCAAAACAGUGCGUGUAACACAAUUCCAAAUUUGCCAAAUUGUCUCAAAACUUAAAUACAGUAGCCCCUCUAUAUAACGCAACCUGCAUAACAAACAACUUUUCAAUCCCUAUCUACCACUACACAGUGCAUUUAAAACUCCUGUAUAGCGAAACCUCUUCAUAACGAACAAAUUUUGAACCUCCUAGCGAUUUGUUAUACAGAGGUUUUUGCUGUAUGUGCUGCAAUGAAACUUGAAAGUUUAAAUUUUUUAUUUUUGAAAAUUUUUAUAUUCAGAUUUCUUCAAAGUUCUUGUCUAUGAAAUCAACACGGAACGUUGUAUUUUGGAUGUGCCUGCACGAAAAACAAGUUUUGCGACGAAUUGUGGAGUUGACGGUCUACACUUCACAAACAAAGAUGGACAUGGUAACGUAAGUUUUUAAAAUACCUUAUCUUACCCUACCCUACCCCACUCUAUCCUAUCUACUCAUGUUCGUCUUUCCAAUUUCGAUACCUUAAUAUAUACCUUUUUUUCAGUUUUUCGGGUACAAUCCAAACAAAAAGCAAUAUGAAAACAUCGGCUUUCUCGAUUAUUGGUUUCUGCCUUGCCCAGAUUGUGAAAAAAUUUCUCUUUUCCCCAUGAUUAAUAUAUUUUACAAAACAAACGGUGAUCGCGAUAAGAAGGAGUUCAUGAUGGUGGACUGGUCUACAGGUAAGAGGAUUUUACAAUUUGUUUUAUUGAAGUCACGUCUUGUCAUUAAAACUAAUAAAAUUAGAUUGUUCAAAUAAUUCUGUGCUCCUAACCUCUAAAAUACUUGCUUUGAAAGGGGGCACAAGAUUAUUUGAACAACCUACUAUAAUAUCAGGUUGGAUUUAGAAAGUAAUCAAAUUAGGUUGGCAAGUAAAGAAUGUCGAGUUUUACCAAAUGGUUAGGGUAUGGUAGGGCAGGGUUUUUUUAAUCUUGAUGAUGCAGAUGAUUCUGCACAACAUUAUAGCUAACUACAAAGUCUGGCAUUUUUUUGUGUAAUUUUUAAGUUUUUUUCUUACACCGCUGACUUCGGGAUUUCAUCGUCAAGUUCAAGUGGUCACAUGUUUCUCGAGGGUAAAGCAGGGUUGGACGCAGGGCAGGGCCCGGUAACAGGGCAUUUUUGAAUUAUGUUUUGGCGCGCUUUUUUUAAAUUUUUAUGGCUAGGCCUAAAAACGCAAAAAUUUCUAGAAAUGGGUUUUAAACACUUUUAAUCCAUUUUACGUUGUUAUUUUCUUGAUAACUAUUACAGUUUUUAAGAUAUGUGUUUGGCGGGAAUACGAAAUUCAAAAAACGCUUGUUGAAAUGUUCUACCCUGCGUCCAACCCUGGGGUAAAGCCAACAGUUUUAAAACGCUGACACUAGACCUUACUUUAUCCUACCUUGCCUGCCUUAUCCUAACAUACCCCACGCUACCUUGCCCUGCCCUACUAGUGUACCCCCACCCCUAUAUCAGCUCCCUAGACCCUAAAAUGAGUACUCUUGACUAGACAUGAGGAACGAACCGGGCCUGAGCGUUAGACUUGGCCCGAUCAAAAUUUUGCUCAGGUCCGGCACGAAUUUUUUACGUGCAAACGCGCCGGUCCUUGAUUUUUAGUUUGAUUUUCAAGUCUAACCCGACCAAAAUUUGGGUAAAGGACGGCCCGGCCCGUUCCUAGACAUGAGGAACGGAUUGGGUCUGACCCAAAUUUAGGUCGGGCCAAGCUUGCCUCAUGUCUAACUUUUGGUUAGAGUUCCUACGGGCUCGAGAGCGAGCCGGCCCCUAUUUUGGCGGACCGGUCCGGCUCAUAGCGCCCAAAUAAAUAAUUUUUUAAAAAAUUAUAUUUCGGCCCUGUUUGGACCAUUUACUGUUUUUAAACCAUUUCUAAAAAGUUUUUUUUUUUUUUGACUAAAAGAGAUCCUGUUAAAUAGGGCCUAUUUUUCAUAUAUCAGGCCGGGCCUAGAUUUCAGGCCCGGCCCGUUUUCGAUUUUGCUCAGGCCCGGCCCGGCCCGAAGGUAGGGCCCGGCCCGUUGCUCAUGUCUACUUUUACAUUAUUUUUUUAAUUUAAAAUUUUGAUUAUUUGUUGUAAACUUUAAAGUCACGAUGACGCAUUUUCUGAACAGAUUUGAACUUUUAUAAAAUCAGUCGUCUUUUUGGGGUUUUAAAACCUUAUCAUUAUCUUUUAUAUUUUUAAAAAUAUAGCUUAAAUUACCUUUUUUUUUUUAAAUAUUUUUAGUUUUGCGUAUCUGUCAAUUUUAAAAUGUCACAAUGACACAUUUUCGAAACAAAUUAUUUUGUUAAUUUAUAUCAUUUACAGGGCUGAAUAGCGGUCGUCAAACUUGUAAAUUUUUGUAUAGAAUGUCGUAUGGUAACAAGGGUCCCAUAUCUCCAAGCGAAUGCUCGGACAUGAUUCGCCGCGCGGUGAAGAUCGGGAUGAUGGGUAACAAACUUUCCAGCGAGUUUCCUCGAGAGUGGCUCAACAGAGUAAGUUGAUCUUGGUCUUAAAAGAUGCACUAGACUUUAAUCUAUUAUAAUAUUACCGCUUUUUUACUUUUGAGAAUGUUUACUUUGAGAAAAAUCAAAUUAUAUUGACUUAGCAUAUCUAAUCUAACCUUGUUUUAGAUCUGUGCUCAUGUAGCGGUCUUGUUAAUGAAAGAGGGAAAUGUUGUGAACUUGAAAGUGUCGAGCAGGCCCCGAUAUGUGUAUACUGAAUUGCACGGUGAUCUACGGCAGUUUUUGUUGUGGAUCAACGAUAUUUUGGACGGAGAGGCUGAUCUACUGUUCUUGGGUAAGGAUUUCUUUUUUUCUUUUGAAUUUUAGGUAUAAAAUCAGGUUCAUUGGUUGGAAAAAGGUAGUUAAAAGAUAUCCGCAUGUUUUCUGAAGGUUUUUGUCUAAAAAUUUUGAGGUAAAACCUUUGAAAUUCAACUUUAUUCCAUUUUUUAAGCCAUUGAUCAAGUGUAUGGUAUCUUUUACUCAAUUUGACUUAAAUGCUUUUUAUUAUUUUACGAAAUCUUAUAAUUUCACUUUAGGAGACUACGUAGACCGUGGAGAAAACGCCAUUGAAAUCCUGGUAAUCUUAUUCUUGUUGAAAAUAGCCUUCCCCGAUCAAAUUCACCUUCUUCGUGGAAAUCACGAAACACCGGAUCUUGGAAAUCAAUUUGGACAAGAUGUAGGUUUUUUUCUUAUAUUUAUUUUGCUUUUAGUGUCAUAUUCAAUUUGGCAAGGACUUUGAUGGACUUUUCAACUGCGUUUUUGAUCGAAUGCCGUUGGUGGCUUUGUUGGAUGGUGAAGGUUGUUUCGAAGGAGGUAAGUGGGGAAGUUUAAGUUGAUUAACUGAUGAUUUUGGUGUUGUUAGAAAGCUAAUAGACUAAGGAAAGUUUUUCUAUAAGAAUAUAAGAAUUUGGGUAGUCUAGACGUGUUUUUUGGUUGGAAAGUAAAAUUAUAUUAUGAUAGGUCAUAAAAGUAUGUUUUUAAGACAAAACUCAUUGAAUUUAGGUUUUUUCUAGAAAGUGUGUACCGCUUUAUAGUAUUAUUAGAAAGCCAGUUUUCUUGUGAACAUUUUGACAUAUAGCAUGUCAUAUAGAGAUUGUCAUAUUGUGUCAAAAAUUUAAAUUUUCUUUUACAAUGUAUAACGAAAAAUAUUGUUUUAGAGAAGAUUUACUGUGCUUACGCCGGAAUCUCACCGUGUUUCGAAGUUUGUCCAGAACGACUUCAAAUGGUCUUGGGGGUUUUUGUAGGCUUAAUUUUUAAUUUUUUUAAAUUUGAAAUUUUUCGAAAUUUUGAAUUUUUUUUAAAUUUUAACUUUUGAAAUUUGAAAUUUUUAUAUUUUCAGCUUUGA
This is a messenger RNA of Bursaphelenchus okinawaensis, 4380 nucleotides long. NCBI's taxonomy places the organism in Eukaryota, Metazoa, Nematoda, Chromadorea, Rhabditida, Aphelenchoididae. The record is from the annotation of a GenBank genome assembly.